UCCCCACUUCCGUACGUAACUCCACGUUACUCAAGCGCCGUCCUCAACCGCCAGACUGCGAUGCAUAUUUCCGCUUAUUUGAUUGGCGGAACUGGUGCGCUAGUUUUCGCUGAUUGGUCCGAGGAAAAUCUGCCCCAUAGACGACUGCAGGGUGCUCUUUUUGGUCGACAGCUCGUUUCCCGCCAGCCGGAGCCGUAAACAUGGUGGACGUAAUGGAGUUGCCCAAAUCGCGCAUCAACGCCAGCAUGAUAUCUCAGUUCAUUGACCGGCCAGUCUGCUUCGUAGGGAGGCUGGAAAAGGUGCGCGGGCUUGCGGUCUUGCGCUCCCCGAUUCAUCCCACAGGAAAAAUGUUUAUCCUUUCAGAUGGAGAAGGAAAAAAUGGAACCAUUGAAUUAAUGGAGCCACUUGAUGAAGAAAUAUCUGGAAUCGUGGAAGUAGUUGGAAGAGUAACACCCAAGGCUACCAUCAUGUGUGCAUCUUACAUCCAGUUUAGAGAAGACAACAGUCCUUUUGAUCUUGGACUUUACAAUGAAGCAGUGAAAAUUAUCCAUGAAUUCCCUCUGUUUUUUCCUUUUGGAGUUGUACAACAUGAAUCUUGAUAAAUUUUUUUAUGAUUACAAGAAGCUACAUUGAUGAAUAUUAAAAGAAUCCCUUCAAAUUUGAGGGAGAAUUCUUUGGUUUCUAAUAUUUAAUUUGUUGUUUUUAAAUUUUCAUUAUCAAAUGUUAGGUAUUUCAAUCUGCAGUUUUUGAUGGCACUAGUAUAUUAUUAACUGUUCUCACCUAAGUCCUUUUAUUAAAAAUUACUACUAUAUGGUAUGGUCAGAUAAGAUGCAACAACAAAGCAUCUGGUCUUGUAUUUAUGUUUCUAUUUUACUAAUAAAAAUUUGAAUGGUGUGUACUAUUCA
Messenger RNA from Heterocephalus glaber (naked mole-rat), 905 nucleotides. It is a transcript of the gene Rpa3, whose product is annotated as replication protein A3. The record is from RefSeq and is a predicted model, not a curated record. Gene Ontology annotation, cellular component: DNA replication factor A complex; site of double-strand break; nucleus. Gene Ontology annotation, molecular function: single-stranded DNA binding; damaged DNA binding. Gene Ontology annotation, biological process: nucleotide-excision repair; base-excision repair; mismatch repair. NCBI's taxonomy places the organism in Eukaryota, Metazoa, Chordata, Mammalia, Rodentia, Bathyergidae.